This is a messenger RNA of Parasteatoda tepidariorum (common house spider), 1575 nucleotides long. Its product is annotated as hydroxyproline dehydrogenase. Gene Ontology annotation, molecular function: FAD binding; proline dehydrogenase activity. Gene Ontology annotation, cellular component: mitochondrion. The record is from RefSeq and is a predicted model, not a curated record. Lineage: Eukaryota; Metazoa; Arthropoda; Arachnida; Araneae; Theridiidae.
UCAGAUCGAUGGUGUAAAAAGAUGAUCUCUUCAAUGUCGCAACUCGCAUGCCAAAUAUCGAACACGCAAUAUCAAAUCUGGAUAUAAUCUAGUGAAAAAGCAGAAAUGAGUGUUUUAGUGGCGAGGUCUCUACAAUACUGUAGUACCAGUGUUCGAAUACCUUGUACUAGAUUGAAGAGCACGGCGAACUGUCAAAGAGCCCAUUUACAAUCUUCAAUCGUAGCAGACGAAGUUACUCCGAGGGCCUUGAAAGGUAUUACUUUUGAUGAUUAUAAGGAAUGCUUUGGUUACAAAUCAACGUGGGAAUUACUGCGAGCGAUUUCUGUAUUGCAAUUAUGUUCUGUCGAGAAGAUUGCAGACAACAGUUUAGAGCUGAUGAAAGCAGCAGAGAAAUUAGUGGGUGUUCGUGGUCUCCGUCUUCUCUUCAAACCAACUGUCUACAAUCAGUUUGUGGGUGGAGAAACAACUGAAGAACUCAGAGCAUGUACUCGGAGUUUGGCCCGGACGGGAAUGAGAGCGAUGUUAGCAGCAACUUUAGAAGAAGAUGUGGGAGAAGGAAAGGAUGAGAUUGUUUACAACAACAACUGUCAGAGGAUAUUGAAUGCGAUUGGUAUCGUCACCACUGAAGACAUCAAGUCCCCAAUGAUUCAGUUGAAGCUGUCAGGCCUUCUAUCAGCCGAUAUGCUCCUUACUGUUGGCAAUAUUUAUGCUGGACAUAAUAAUAAACUGUCAUUGAUAAAAGCGUUGGCGGAAGGAAUGUCAGAAGGAAAAUUACAAGAUUCUUUGUUAGACGAAGCCCUAGAUGAAGCACAGAAAAGAUGUUUAGAGCGCGCUCUUGAAAGGUUUAAAAAAAUUGGCACCGAAGCAAAAAGAAAAGGCGUCAAAGUUUUGGUGGAUGCAGAGAUUACUUACCUCAAUCCUGGCCUGAGUUGCCUUGCUCUAGCAGCUGUUGCAGUUUUCAACCUAGAUGCUUCUGUGAUAUGGAAUACUUACCAGUGUUACUUGAGGGACGCUGAGAUACUUCUAAAAGAAGAAUUAUCGUUAGUAACUGAGCUAGGGUGUCAUUUUGGAGCAAAAUUGGUCCGAGGUGCAUACAUGAGCCAAGAAAGAAGUCGUGCACAGAAAUUGAAGAUUUCUGACCCUGUUUGUGAAAACUAUACUGCAACUUGCAACAAUUAUAAUAAAAUUCUAUCGUUUCUACUAGACAAACAUUACACAAUGGGUCCACAGUGUCAAUUUAUAAUUGCUAGUCAUAAUGUAGAAAGUAUAAAAUUUGCUGUGAAAAAAAUAGAAGACAUGAACAUGGAUAAGGAUCUACAAAGUGUCUGUUUUGGUCAAUUGUAUGGAAUGUGUGAUCAAGUGUCCAAUCCCUUAAUGAGAGUUGGUCUACCAGUCUACAAAUCCAUUCCGUAUGGUAAGAUAGACGAAGUGUUACCUUACUUGGCAAGAAGAGCGGUGGAAAAUAAGAGUGUCUUAGAAGGAGCGAGAAAUGAACUGAUUUUACUCAAGAAAGAACUCAGAAGAAGAGUACAAAGCACACUUCACAUGUAAAUCUUAAUGUAAUUUAAUAAAAAG